AGUGCUCAUUCACUCGACGCAUCCGCUAGUUUUCAUCGAUGCGCCUCGUUCUGGAUGUUUUGACCGAGAACCUGUUCAAUUUGAAGCCUUCUACGACAUUCACGGAAAUUCGAAAGGCCCAUUGCACUGCCCCUCUUCCUCAUGUUCUUGGUGCGGCUUCUGCCUCGCCGUAACUUUUAUUAGCGUCUUGCGGAGCCUGCACCGGAUAGGUGAUUGUGAUAGCGCCAGUCAACGGUAUAUAAGGAGGUCUAUACUGCCCAUGGUCUCCAAGGAUUUUCCCUCCUUCUGGCAACAUCGUUGCGAUGAAGUACGAGUCACGAAAGUUCAUCGACCUCAUUCAGGGCGUCACAUCCAAGUGGGUUAACUGGGAUCCACCAAGACCGAUCAAUGUGGGCGACUAUGGAAUGAUCAACAAUGAAACUGGUGAAUUCGACUGGGAAGGGAACCUUUACAAAACAACGAGCAACAUCGGCAUUGACAUGACGGAUCCGGCACUACGCCCGAUAGAACAGGACGAAGGGGACGACAAAUACAUCGUCAAAUCGUGGGGUGUCACUACCAAGGAACUCAACGUAUCUGCUGAAGCUGACGUGCCGGGUGGAGUGAAUGUCGCCCUCAAAGUCAAUUUUCAGUUCGAUGGUAGAAAACCGGCAGCUGCGCUGGUCAUGUACAAGCCAAGAUAUAUCAGCCUUCCGAACAAUGAGCGCAUCAUCUUGCUGCUCAAGUCCAGGCCUGAUGUCCUCAAAGGGAAGUAUGUCGUCACCGAAGUGAUAUCUUGCGCAGCAUAUAUGAUGUACAUGUCUAGCCAGAGUAAGGCGGAAAAUUUUACCGUGACACUUAAAGCCACAGGACCUGUUGUGCCGGCUGUCAAUGCUGGAGGAGCGGCCGGUUUCACUUGGUCUGCAGAAACUAUUUGUGGUCUUUACCGUGAAGGAAGCAACUCGACCUUAAAAUACAUGCCAUUGUACAGGCUAAAAAAGCCUCGUCACAAGUUCUGGUGGCCGUUUGGUCAACGCGGAGAUGAGAAAAUUGACGAUGCGAUCGACAGGUGGGAGGAUGUUGACCCACCUUGGGACCCCCUCGACGAUGAGGGCGAAGAGGACGAAAUCUAUGAUGCAGAGAUGCAUGGUGACUUCGGCGUUUUCAAUGAUGGCUAUCCUGAUAACGAUGAUGACUUAUGAUCAUUCACAAAUGCUAUUAUCGCUACCCAAGGCCAGAUCGUGCCACUUUGUAUAUAGACGAGCGUCAUUGCUGGAAGACAAUCAAGUCAUGUGUUACAUGAACAAAGCAUCUUCUCUACUUAAAUUUGAACGUUAAUCAACUAUAUAUACCAAUAUUAGCCUUGUACAUGAGUAUGUUGUUAAUGCACAGCAUGUUAUCGUAACCCUAGGGACUCGGAGCCUGAGCACAACGUUUCAACAUGC
Suillus subalutaceus is the source of this 1424-nucleotide messenger RNA. RefSeq lists its product as uncharacterized. The transcript has 10 exons. The record is from RefSeq and is a predicted model, not a curated record. NCBI's taxonomy places the organism in Eukaryota, Fungi, Basidiomycota, Agaricomycetes, Boletales, Suillaceae. The coding region runs from base 303 to 1181 and encodes 292 amino acids.